AUAUUUUAUCCUUAUCGGUUUCGUUAGUAUCAAGAUAAACAUAAUAAUCUGAAUUAAAACAAAGAAAAGGAAGGUAAUUAACUCAAUUGUUUCUUAUUUAUUCUUGUAUAAACUGGUCAAAAUUAUAAUUAAUCCAUCUCAAAUUGAAAUAAUGACGAGCAGACGAUUUACAUUAUCGUUUGGGAUUUCCGGAUUAUAUCGAUCAUUCGUAUUCUUAAUUCUAUUUAUUCGAUUUAUUUAUUCGGAUUACAUAAUAUUUCCGGAAUCCGAAUCGAACAAAAUAUUCCGUUACAACAUAUCGGACAGCUUCCUCAUACAAAAUGGCACAGAAAUAUCGCCCAUUUCGAUCGCCAGUCCGCUCGCUAUGGAUGUGGACCCAGUUGAGCGCAAGAUUUAUACCACGAAUUCUCAAUCCGGUACCAUUAUUCGCUUCAACUUUGAUGGUUCAGACCUCGAAAUCAUCCGGAAACUUAACCCUCUAAAUUCCUUAACUUCCGGCGUGAGCAUAGACCCGAGCUCUAGGCUUCUAUAUUAUGGCGAUCCCGGCACGGACACUAUCAGCGUCAUGAGGUUAGACGGUAUGUAUCACAAGGAACUGUUCAACGAAAAUACGACCAAGGUUAAGGCCAUCCAAGUCGCUCCGGAACUCGGUUUAUUGUAUUGGACGGAUUGGGGCCAACCGCCAAAAAUCGAAAGAUCUCACAUGGACGGCACCGAUAGAACUGUCAUUAUAGACACAAAACUCGUCAUGCCUUGGAGUUUGGCUGUCGAUCAAAUCGAGCGUAAAUUGUAUUGGGGCGACGCUAAACUCAAAAAGAUAGAAGUUUCCGAGUUGGACGGGACGGGACGCGCCGUUGUACUCGAAACUAAGGUAAUAUACCCUUUCGGCCUAGCCUUGUACCAAGACCAUCUGGUGUGGACGGAUUGGAGCCAAAGCAAAUUAUUAGCCCUUAAAAAAACCGAGAGGGACGCUCACCACGUGAUAGACCCAGUUGACCGACUUUUCGAUAAGCUGGGGGACGUAAAGAUAUACAGAGACACGGAUGCCAAGAAUGCAUUGUCACCCAUCAAUCAUCCUUGCUCGACUAAUAAUGGUGGGUGUACUCAACUAUGCUUUCCGACUCCAUCUAGUGGUUUGGCGACAACUGAUUCAUUGACACGCAUUUGUGGGUGUCAAGAUGGCAGUUCCUUGCUGAGCGAUUCCACAACUUGCGAAGGUUAUCGUCCUCUGGACGAAUUCUUGCUAGUCAGCGAUUCCUACCAAGCCAAGAUAAUGGUGAUGGACAUGUCCUCUCACGAGCGCCACUUCUACUUGCCGAUACUCGAAAUGAAACGGCCCGACGCCGUCGAUUACGACCCCAAGGAAAAAUUCGUAUAUUGGGUCGAUGAGGGGACGAAAGUCAUAAGGCGCAUUCAUUUGGAUCCGACCGGACCUGUUAAUGGAAUGUCCAUGAGAUUUUUGAACGAUUUGGUAUCGAACCCAACUGGAAUGGCCAUAGAUUGGUUAUCACGUUUGAUAUAUUACAAUAACGCUGGUUUGAAACUGAUGGCGGUUAUGGACGUAAACGGCAAAAAUCACAAAGUUCUCAUUAAGAAUUUGGAAGAUCCUAGGGCUAUGGCCCUAGAUGCAGAGGCUGGUAUGUUAUUCUGGAACGAGUGGGGUGAGAACCCGAGCAUAAAAUCGAGUUGGGGCGAUGGGACCAACAUUAAAAUUUUAGCCACCGAAGGAGUCAGUAAUCCCACUGGAAUAGUAGCCGAUCAUCAAGAGGGUAACUUGUACUGGUGCGACGCACGGCUUGACAAAAUCGAGCGCAUGAAUUACGACGGCACAAACCGUUCCGUCAUAUUUUUCGGUACCUCGAUCCAUCCCUACGGAAUAGCCGUUGAUUCUUCUUUCAUUUACUGGUCUGAUUGGACGAGGUCUAACGUGUUGCGCUCCCCCAAGUUCGGCCAGUACAACGAUAAACUCAGCCUGGGACCUAAAGUGUUCAGUCGAUUAGGAACCUUAAGAGUUUUCCUCAAGAACCUAACGGCCAUCACUAAUAGUUGCGUUCGUAACGGUGGUUGCAGCCAUAUUUGUUUUCCACUCCCUAUUUCUGCCGGUGGAAGGCGUGUCACUUGCUCUUGUCCAGACGGACUCAUUCUCUCCAAUGAUAAACGAACCUGCUCAUCUGAAACCGAAAUGUUUGAACGAUUCUUGAUAUUCGCUGACGGUGUACUUCCCGAUAUAUUUGUCAUGAAUUAUGAUGACAUGACAAAAUUCCAUCUUAUCCCUGGCCUAUCCCAUGCUAGGCCCGCGGCCCUUGAUUAUGAUCCUGUUGACAAGUUCAUGUAUUGGUCCGAUGUACGGGAGCGGAAUAUUAAGAGAGCGACUUUAGACGGCAAGGGAUAUAAAGUGGUCAAGCAGCUGUUGCCUAAUGUUUCCUUACCGGAUGGAUUAACCCUUGAUCCGGUCAUAAGACUAAUUUAUUAUUCGGACACGGGUCGCAACGUCAUAAGCGUGCUCUCACUGGAUGGUGCCAAGCACAAGGAUAUUGUUACCGAGAAUUUGGACGAACCCAGGGCCAUUCAAUUGGACGUCGAUAAUGGUUACAUGUAUUGGACCGAUUGGGGCUCGCACGCCAAAAUAGAGAAGGCCUAUAUGGAUGGGACCCACCGCAAGACCCUCAUCGAAGAUGACAUCAUAUGGCCUAACGGGUUAUCGAUCGACAAACAAAACAAACGACUGUUCUGGGUAGACGCUAAACGCGACACCUUAUCAUCCUGCGAUUUUGAUGGCGGGGACCUUCGUUUGAUAGUUAGUAUGGUGAGAAAACAUCCGUUUGCUUUAACCAUAACUCCUGACUACUUUUUCUGGACCGAUUGGAUAACGUCUACUGUUAGGCGAUUACCUAGAGUCGAUUUACAGCUUACAACAACCGAUGGGAGUAGGGGCAAAAGACAAGCCUCUACGACUUCUGCUUUCCGCCCUAAGCAGGUCGCCGUCUCUUCCCUCACUUCUGCACCUACCCCUACCUCCAAUGAUCAACAAUCACUCAGUACUACUUUGACUAGCCUUGUGAUAAUGACCCAAGCGUCCUCAAUCCAACCCACUAAUAAUGCAUCUCUUACCCCAUCUCCUUCUCUCGAUCCCAUGACUUCUGCCGAUAAAGUGGUAGACAUCACGAGCCCUACUUUUUCACGACUUCUAGAUAUUCACGCCUACGUGGGUCCACCCAAAUCUUCUUCCUAUAUGCCGCAUCCGUGCCGUCAGCCCGAAAAUGGCGGUUGCUCGGACUUAUGUUUUCCCGUACCCGAAGGCAUGAGAAGGGUUUGCGCAUGCUCAGAUACGAGGUAUCCCAAGACGAGGGCCCUCAGAGCAGGCGAUACCGAACUCCCUAUAAAAAUGAAUAGAGACGAUAUAGACGAUAACCCACUCUUAUCUGACGGCCUAACUUGCUUAGCAGAUUUAAUAUGCCGACAUAAUCUAUCCAGCCUUUUAUCCGGUCCCUUUCCACCUCAGGAUAUCGAAGCUGUCAAUUGCGGGUUUGGUCGGCUAGGUUCGACUUGCGAAUUCAGAUGUAAAACCGGAUAUGUCAAAGUAUCCGGUACCGAAAUUCGAACUUGUACCAGCAAAGGCGACUGGUCUGGAAGCCUCCUAAAAUGCGAAGGGCGUCAAUGCGUUCCAAUAAACAGUCCCGCCAACGCUAUAAUAGAAAAAUGCCCUGGCACUUACGGAACUACUUGUCAUUUUAAAUGUCAAGACGGGAGUAAAUACAUCAGCGGCGACUUUGAGAGGACUUGCAAUUCUGAUGGAACUUGGGGCGGUUAUCCACUUGUUUGCCAAAAAACGUCUUGUCGAUACCCUUACCUAGAUGACGAGAAUGUCAUAGCUAGUGCUUGCCCGACCGAGCCUAAACCAGGGUCGGUGUGCCAUCUUAAAUGUAAACCUGGGUUCGUGCCGAAAGUUGGGGCGGAAUCCGCAAUUUGUCAAGAUGACGGAACAUGGUCUCAGCCUUUACUCUCUUGCCACGCCCUAAACUGUGGCUCCUUGCCCCCUUCCAUCGCGAACUCGGUGGACAUUUCAUGUUCCGACACGACUGCAGGUUCGGUAUGUCUCAGAAAAUGCCCUCCUCAUCUAUCCUACAUCUCCGGCACCAAGGCCAGAGAAUGCCUUCAAAGUGGGACUUGGUCUGGUUCAGAUUUGAUUUGCUCUACCUGUCACCCAUUAGCCAAACCAGCUCGAGGAAUAUUGGAAUGCUCGGCUGGAGAGAAAAGUGGAAUUGGAGCAGAAUGCAAGAUCACCUGCGAUCUCGGCGCUGUUAUGAUAGUCGAAGAAGCCAAAGAAGGAAAGAAUUUCAAAUGCCAAAAUACUGAAUGGUUACCCGACUUGGAGACUCCUAGUUGUUCUGAACUCGUUCUUCCUACCACUGUUACAGUGAGCGGAAACCUCUCUCUCAAAACUGCUGGCAGUGUUCCUUACAUAGAUAACAAGGAUUGUCAAGACACAUUUUUGAGGGAAGCCCUUACGAAUUGGCUCAGGAAUUCUCCCAUGCUUUUGGGCUGCAUGGACAGCGAUCUAUGCGAAAUCAAGGACCUCAAAGUUGUUUGCCUCGAUUCUAAGGACGAUAUACGUUUCGAUUACCGUUACAGUUUCGUAGCUGUCAAUUCUCUAACCGGCCGAUUCCUCGCAGCCGAUUAUAGAUCAAAAACAACGGAUGCCGCUAUUAACGUGACAUCAUCUGUCGCUUCCUUCUCUCGUUCUAUCCAAACGCGUUCCUUCUCUUCGGUUUCGUUGAUUCGAGGUUCCGCGCCAUUCUCUGUAGAUCCCAUGGGCUCGAGUUUGCCCGCCAUAAGCAUUACGUGUCAGCCCGGCCAUAUAAUCGUCGACAACCACGAUUGUGCCGCAUGUCCGGCUGGUACCAUGUUAAACAAAUUAACCUAUCAAUGCACGCCCUGCCCCGUGGGCGAAUUUCAAGUAAUGGCCGGGCAAACAUUCUGCUCCAAAUGCCCGACCGGAACAUCUACUCACGUUAGAGGGUCUUACAAAUGCCAGAAAUUAAUCACUAAUGCUUCCUCUCUUAAAAAUGGUAAUGUAUCAAGUGGUGUAGCCUUGGUCGUAUUUUUGGUGCUAUUCAUUUUAAUUGCCAUUUCUAUCGGUGCUUUCAUCUUUUAUCAACGUAGAGGAAUGAAGUUACCAUCUAUCGCUAAAAUUCCCUUACCACCCAAACUCACUGGCCGGGGCAAAGCUGACCAACAAGAAAUGACCAAUGUCCCAUAUGAAAAUUUUUGAAAUAAUGAGGAAAAAAUCAAAAUUUAUAAACAAUUAUAUUAUUAUUUAUCUCUUAUGAGUGAGUUGAUAACGUUGCUAGAGAGUCUUGAUAUGUAAGAUCAUCCUCCUCUACUUUUAUCUUUUUAUAUAUAUUAUAAUACCUCUUUAUCUUGUAAUUCCUUUCUUGAUUCUAUAUUUCUCUUCCACUUAAAUUAUGAAUCUCGGAAUCAAAAGUUUACCAACUCCUCCCACCUUCCCAUUCCUAUUUAUAGGAAUUAAUUUAACUAAUUGAUUAGCAAUGUUAAUUGUUUAGAUUUAUUUUAUAUAUAUAUUUUUUUUAAACUAUACAAAUACAAAGUAUUAGAUGGCGAUGAUAAAUAUGUUUUUUUUUGAAUUUAUAAAUCUAAUAUUUUUGAUUUAAUGUUUUCUUUGGUUUUUUUUUUUGAAAAAAAAAUUAAACUUUUGCAAAUAAAUUUUCUAUCAAAAGAUAAUAUAUUAAUUAGGCAUAUAUUUUUUAAAAUUAUAAUUGAGUCAAGCGCGCAAUUUUAAUGAAUGUAUGCGGUGAAAUGGCAUUAUUUUAUUGUUUUUUAUAUAUUAUCACCCCCCCCCCCCCCUCAUAUGCUCUUUAUUUUUAAAAUUUCUUCCCAUUGUUUAAAAUA
Molecule: messenger RNA, 5910 nt
Organism: Gordionus sp. m RMFG-2023
Lineage: Eukaryota; Metazoa; Nematomorpha; Gordioida; Chordodea; Parachordodidae
Product: low-density lipoprotein receptor-related protein 2-like
Exons: 28
Coding region: 152-5272 (1706 amino acids)
Biological process (GO): canonical Wnt signaling pathway
Cellular component (GO): membrane
Molecular function (GO): Wnt-protein binding; G protein-coupled receptor activity; Wnt receptor activity
Source: RefSeq, a predicted model, not a curated record